Messenger RNA from Ruditapes philippinarum (Manila clam), 1128 nucleotides. RefSeq lists its product as uncharacterized. The coding region runs from base 1 to 1128 and encodes 375 amino acids. Lineage: Eukaryota; Metazoa; Mollusca; Bivalvia; Venerida; Veneridae. Gene Ontology annotation, molecular function: nucleic acid binding. The transcript has a single exon. Gene Ontology annotation, biological process: DNA integration. The record is from RefSeq and is a predicted model, not a curated record.
AUGCCACCGUUUUGCUCAUAUCCAAAAUCCCGUGUAACCGAAGGUAUUCCAUUUUCUAGAAUUGGAAUAGAUUACAUGGGUCCUUUAUAUUCAAAAACAAAUAAAGACAGUGAAAAGAAAGUUUGGAUUUGCCUGUUCACAUGCCUUAUGACGAGAGCAAUUCAUCUAGAAAUUGUAUGUGACAUGACAACAGCUGAAUUUCUCAUGUGUUUCAGAAGAUUUGUAGCACAAAGAGGUUUUCCUACCCUUAUUAUCAGUGACAAUGCCUUACAAUUUCGUACGGCAGAUAAAAUUCUUGAUCAUCUUUGGAAUAAAAUUCCUAAAAAUGCUGAAAUAAUGAGUUAUGUUUCAAAUGCUGGUAUAAAAUGGAUGUUUAACGUAGAGUUGUCUCCCUGGAUGGGAGGCUUUUACGAAAGGCUAGUUGCUUUAGUAAAAAGGUCAUUAAAGAAAGCUAUUGGUAGAAAAAUGUUAUCAAUAGUGCAGUUACAAACUCUUAUUAAAGAGAUAAAAGCAGUCAUAAAUUCAAGACCUUUAGUUUAUGUUGGAGAUGACCUGCAUUCUAAUAUCCCUAUCACUCCUGCUCAUUUUCUGUCAAAUAAUCCGAAAAUUGGGAUUCCUGAAUUAGAAAUCGACAGUGAUGACGAUUAUAUUCCAAUUGAAAGCACAAAAGAUAAUUUACUUAAACUCCUGAAAAAAGGGCAAAGGUUAUUGGAUAUAUUUUGGAAAACUUGGAAAGACGAAUAUUUACUAAGUCUCCGAGAAAGAUACCAAAACACGUUUAAAAAUCACCCGGGUCAAAUGCAGUUUAAACCUAAAAUUGGAGAUAUAGUGUUAGUUAAAGAUGAUACUUCAAGAGGAAAUUGGAAGUUUGGAAAAAUUACAAAAUUGAUUAAAAGUAGAGAUGAUGAAUGUCGUUCAGCUAAAGUUUUAAUUUCAUCUGGAAAUGAACUAGGACGGCCGUUAAAUUUGCUUUACCCAUUAGAAGUUUCGGGAGAAGAACAACAAUCAGAGUUAAAAGAUGAAACUUCUGAACGUUGUAAAAAUACAAUUGUUUCUCGUUGUCAAAGACAAGCAGCGAUAAAAGCAAAAUGUAAAAUCAAACAGUUGUUGAGUGAUAACAAUAAAUGA